Messenger RNA from Mycena indigotica, 2292 nucleotides. Its product is annotated as Fungal-trans domain-containing protein. Gene Ontology annotation, molecular function: zinc ion binding; DNA binding; DNA-binding transcription factor activity, RNA polymerase II-specific. Gene Ontology annotation, biological process: regulation of DNA-templated transcription; DNA-templated transcription. The transcript has 15 exons. NCBI's taxonomy places the organism in Eukaryota, Fungi, Basidiomycota, Agaricomycetes, Agaricales, Mycenaceae. The record is from RefSeq and is a predicted model, not a curated record. The coding region runs from base 1 to 2292 and encodes 763 amino acids.
AUGUCGGCUAACCAGUCUCCCCUACAGAAAGCCCGGUCAUCUCCUCUAGCUGCUGAAACAAGCCCUCGUGUUCCUAAGACAAAGCGCCGGAGGCUUCCGAAUGCCUGCGACAUCUGCCGGAGGCAAAAAGGUAAGUCGGUUGUAACGGCAGCUCGAUGUGACAGUGCAGAGAUGCCGGGCAGACGGUGUUCUAACUGCAUCACUUUUGGGUCUGAAUGCACCCAUGCCUAUUUACCGCCACCACCCAAACCGCUUCCGACAACUGUUAUUCCUCCCCGCUCAGCGCAAGAGCACAUAUCUGCCAUCCUGUCAGGUUCUCAGGAGUACGCAGCCGGAAAUUAUCAGGUCCUCUUUGCAAUUGCCCAAUACGCGAGGAGGUUAGAAGAAGCCUUCAGUAUCAAGACCACACUUUCAGCACAUGAAAGCGCGUCCUCACAGCCAUACCCAUCUCCUGAAUCAUCUUCCGGAACGACAGACAUGAGUGGACCCACCGACGAGAGCGGGAAUUCGAUCGACAGUGAUGACGACGAUGGAGUCUUGUUGGACGAGAAAGUACCAUAUCGGCUGCGCCAACUCGCUCGGAACGUCGCAACAGAUCGUUUUUACGGGCGGUCGAGUAGCAUCAACUUCGUUAAAGCACUGAUCCAGGCGAAAGUGGACGCAACUGGCCAGAAUAUACCGCCUCAAAUCCAAUGGGCUCGUCCGCAGUUCUGGGGAGUCAAACAUUGGGAAGUACCGUUUGAAAUCUACGUGCCACAGAUAUUUCCGGAGCCCGACCUUUUCGACUCGCUCGUUAAGCUUUAUUUUCUGCACGUCAAUCCGGUUGUUUCUCUUUUGCACGCUCCCACCUUCCAUCGUGCUGUUUCUGCCGGACUGCAUCUCGUUGACCAAAAAUUUGGAUCUGUUGUGCUUGCUGUCUGUGCCAUCGGAGCAAAGCUCUCGGACGACCCUCGAGUACUACUUGAAGAGACGGGCGACCUUGGCAGCGCUGGCUGGCGAUGGUGGAGUCAGGUCCGCGCUAUACCAACAAGUUUUGUGACCUGCGCGACAUUAUACGAACUUCAGCUCAUUAGUUUAGCGUCUCUCUAUCUUGGGGCCUCGUCAACACCGGAGGUGUGCUGGACGACUGUUGGCGCAGGCCUACGAAUGGCCACUGACGUCGGUGCGCACAAGAAAAUGCGGUCCAACGGAGACACCGUCCACGCGGAGCUUUACAAACGAGUCUUUUGGUUGCUGCUUUGCUCCGACGCAGUCAUGAGCACUUUGCUGGGACGUCCUCGGGGGGCUUGUUGGACGCAUGUCGACCUCGACUACCCAGUACCGAUGGAAGGGGAAGAUCCAAUUGUUCGCCCCUAUAAUACCUCGCUCAUAAAAUUACUCGACAUCCAAUCGCAAAUUCAUAAUGCAAUCCAUGGUACGAAGGAUCUGCAACGUCGUCAACAAAUGGUCGCUGGGCUUGAGUGGGUACUAUCAUUGGCGUUUGCUUCUGCUAAGCGCCACGGUACAGCUCUGCACUCAAUCAAUGGGUCGAUUCUAUACCCCAAGACUGCAAUGCGAUGGGAUCCGAGCCAGCCAAACCCGAUACGCAUGAAUCAAUCCGCCACCCUCUACACGUUGUACUAUGUUUGUUGUUCACCUUCCCCAGUGGCAUCAGCGCAAAUCCAUCUACAUCGCCCGUUCAUACAACCUAAAAGCCCGUCGUUAUCAGCGAACUCCUUCCCUUCGCUGACAAUUUGCUGGAACGCCGCACGCUCAUGUGGCCAUGUCAUGGAAAUUCAAUGCAAAAACGGUCCAGGUCUCCUUUGGCUUCCACACGUCUCAUCAGCAAUGUUUGAUUCUGCCACUGUGCUGCUCAUGUGCGGGUUCUCUCGCUCGCGCGCGACGGUGGACGAGAAUAUCCUGCGUUGUCUCAAUGUACUCCGGACGUAUGAACCACGAUGGCAAACGGCUGGUCGGCUGGUGGACAUUCUGGAGGGGAUGCUUGAAGUUGGAAAGAUGCCUGCCUCACUCAAGCGUUCGAGAGACGGCGACGAAGAGCCUUCAUUCGAUGCAAACAAUACCACAUUUCCCGCCAUCGACAAUCAGUUUUACAUGCCACUACGGACAGAAGAUCUGGGACGAUUACCAACGCAUUCAGAGCUAGAUAUUGACCCACUAUUGUGGGAUCCAGAAUUAUUCAUGGCACUACAGGCGAUCGGUGCAAAUGAGACGAUCGAUCAAAUCGUGCAGAAUGAUCUGAGCUCCAGCGAAGUUCCUGCGGAACACAGUGGGAAUUGGAAUCGUCUGCAGUAA